AAUGGAGUUUUCCCCAGGCAACGAAAAUCAAGGCGAGAAAAAAGAGACGACAGUGAGUAGUCGUAAACACAAAAGAUACCCACAUGUAUUUACACCCCAUCAACCAAUAAUCGGAGCAUUCGGAGCUGUAAAAUACCUAAAUACUUGACAUCUUAGACAAUUAAGUACAAGAUGUGCAAUUUUGUCCUUCGGCUUGGAGAUUAUGAUAUUAAUGAUGUGAAAAACACCGAUAAAUUUCAAGAGAAUCUUCAUCAGCAAUGGAAAAAACCAUCGAUCUGGUCAGUGUUAGUUCACCCAAACUGAAAAUGAAAGAGUUAGACCAAAAUGCAGACUUUGUUGCUCACGAAUCUGAAGGCAGUAGUUCCAAUAAUCUGGCAAGUGCAUACUACUCAACGAGAUCGAGUUUUCGUAAGGAUUCAGUUACCGAUAGCGAAGACAACGUGUUCUUAAACUUUGCACCCCUAAAUGGUGUCAGUAUAAUCGGGGAAAACAGAACUGAGGAGACAAUGCCGGAUGGCUCCUUCAAUGAGCUUGGAAGGGCCUGUAAUAGAAACAAUAAUGCCAACACGUGUUCACCUGUUGAUGUCAACACUAGCUUAUACUUUAGAGAUGGGAUUCGUCUCAUUGAUUUUGUGCUUGUAUGGGAUGGAUACAAUCAGGAGGCAUCAAAAUUUAAGUUUGCAGACAUAAGAAAAAUUUUCGAAGAUAAUUUAAAACAUGAAGGCUUACAAUUGGAACACGAACGUGACGAGCUAAGUGGCUUGAAUUUCAUCAAAAUCACAACUCCCCUUGAAGUUUUGCGAAGGUACUCCGAAAUAUUGAAGCUCAGAAUGCCAAUGAAAGAAAUACAAGGAUUGAGCGUACCUCGUCAAAACAAAAUUUUUCAGGGUAUGAACUCGUUUUUUCGACGCGUCAUGAGCAAGUAUUACGUUGAUCCGACGAUUUUUCCUCCAAUGAAACACAAGUUCACGGCAGUUUACAGUCGCGAUAAAGAGUAUUUGUUCGACAUUGAUUCGCCUGAAUUUUUCACACCAGCCACACGCUCGAGAAUCGUGCAGUUUAUAUUAGACAGAACUGGAUUCAGCAUGGACAAAAAGAACGAUUUUGCAUUUGGAAUCCAAAGAUUGAUUAAUGAAAAAACUUACACUGCUGCGUAUCCGCUGCACGAUGGCACAUUGAAAACACCCGAUUCUAUGAGAUACCUCUUGUACACAGAAUGGGCGAGCAUACGAAAGAUAUUUCACUACCAGCCACUGGACUACAUCAAAGAGUAUUUUGGAGUGAAAAUCGGCCUGUACUUUGCUUGGCUGGGAUUUUACACGCACAUGCUGCUUUUUGCAAGUAUAGUUGGUCUGCUCUGCUUUAUGUAUAGCUUACUCACUCUGGGCUCCGAUGAGAUUAUCCAGGACGUGUGCAAAUCAAAUCGUACAAUGUGUUCGCAGUGUAAUUUUUGCACUACAUGGAAUUUAAAUGACACCUGCUUACACUCCAAAGUUACUUAUCUUUUUGAUAAUGCAUCAACUUUAUUUUUUGCGAUUUUCAUGUCUCUGUGGGCAACUUUAUUUUUGGAGCUGUGGAAAAACUACUCCGCCGAAAUAACGCAUCGAUGGGACUUGACGAGCCUGGACAUUCACGAAGAGCAUCCGAGGCCCGAGUACUUGGCCAGAUUAUCGCACAGCAAGAAAAAAAUUAUGAAUUUCGUUACUAACACCUUCGAACCAAAAGUGCCGUUCUGGAAGGUGAAACUACCGGUCACAAUUUUCAGCUUCUCGGUCAUCAUGCUUUUGAUUUCCGUAGCUAUGGCUACUGUAUUGGGUGUCGUUUUGUAUAGAAUGUCGGUACUGACGGCUAUUCAAGCUCACCCAGACGAAGAUGCUUCGACGAGCAGUCUCAAAGUGUCAGUAACAGCGGCACUCAUUAACUUGGGUUGCAUCUUUGUGUUUAACUGGAUCUACACUUGGCUAGCCGAAUACUUAACUGAGCUCGAGCUUCCACGUACCCAAACGGAAUACGACGACAGCCUCACACUGAAGAUUUAUCUGUUGGAGUUUAUCAAUUACUACGCCUCUAUAUUUUACAUAGCCUUCUUCAAAGGCAAGUUUAUUGGCCGUCCCGAUGCCUACAACCUUAUAUUCAACUCGCGCCAAGAGGAGUGCAGUCCUGGUGGCUGUUUAUUGGAGCUGUGCAUUCAAUUGAGCAUAAUCAUGAUAGGAAAACAAAUUAUAAAUUCGAUAUUCGAAAUGCUGUUACCUUUGUUUUACAAGUGGAUGAAUACCAUAAGGGUAAGUUUUAAGAAAUCAGAUGAUACGCCAGAGAGACGAUGGUCUAGGAAGCAUCUGCAGUGGGUCAGAGAUUAUAAGCUCGUGGAGUGGGGAGCCAGAAGUUUGUUUCCUGAAUAUUUGGAAAUGAUCUUGCAAUAUGGUUUCGUGACAAUUUUCGUGGCUGCAUUCCCACUCGCACCAUUUUUUGCUUUGAUAAACAAUUUCUUGGAGAUGCGAUUGGACGCGAAAAAGCUGCUAACCAUGUACCGCCGGCCUGUUGGUCAACGAGUUCGGGACAUAGGAGUUUGGUACAGAAUUUUGGAUUCCGUAUCAAAGUUCUCCGUUAUUACCAAUGCUUUUAUAAUCGCUUUUACAUCCAACUUUAUUCCGCGGCUGGUUUACCGAUUUUAUGUUUCGGAGGACUACUCCCUGACAGGAUUUUUGGACCACUCUUUAUCUAAAUUUAAAAUGAACAGUAGCGAAAUCUGUUAUUACCCCGACUAUCGAGAGUCACCAGACUCCGAGCAUCCGUACAAAUACACGAAUUUCUUCUGGCAAGUACUCGUUGCCAGACUGACUUUUGUUGUUAUUUUUGAGAAUGUCGUUGCUUUCGUAAUGAUUAUGGUAAAAUGGUGCAUCCCCGACAUGAGUUCGAAUCUUCGUGACAAGAUACGGCGCGAAGCCUACAUUACAAACGAGAUCAUCAUUCAGCACGAAGCGGAUCGAGCGCGCAAGCAGACCAACAGCAACGAGAUUUCGACGCAGAGGCACUCUCUCAAUCGUUGGAAUCGGCUGAGAAAUUCCAUGACCGCCGAUGACUUUGAUUUGGAGGUUCACGGUAGUCCCGUGACUCCAGCUAUUGAUUCUUCCAAAAGCGAACCUGUUAAAUUUUAACACCUCGACUUUGUGAUUUGUGAGUGUAAGUCUGUUUGAUUGACUUAUGAAUAAGCGUUUUUUUAAAAAUUUUUUGAAGGUACUCAAUACUUAUUGCCAAAUACUUUUAAGGACUCGAAUUUAUACAAUUUAUUGUUAGAGACCAAAUAUUUGUCAACAGCGUACUUGCACAUAUUUAUUUGGUAUUCGAAAAAUUGAAGUACUUAAACUUCAUCUGUCAAAGAAGAAAAUUAUAGUUUGUACUUGAAAGUUUUUUAAAGAUCUUGACUACCUUAUGAUUCACUAAAUUUAUAAAUAGACUACUAUAUCAAGAUCGUUAGUAGUGACUCAAGUUUUUGAGAGAAGCAAACGUUUCGAGACUUUUUUGUCUCGUUAAAGGUUGUUUCCUUUUUUUUCCAUCAAGGUUUGCACCUACAUGUACAUGAUUGUUCUGUGAUUUGUGAUGAUCAUAUAUGUCUGUGAUUUUUACAUAAUCUCUAUACUUGAGAUGAUACUAUUACAAUGUAAACAUAUUGAAUUUACAUAAAAAACAAGUCUACGACUGGUAUACUUAAUAUUUGUAUAUGUGACUGUGACAAGGUGCGAAUAAAGAGAUUUUCGUACAAAUAAAAAACGUACAUAAUUUGACUUUGUUUU
This is a messenger RNA of Copidosoma floridanum, 3791 nucleotides long. RefSeq names its product anoctamin 1 (gene subdued). Gene Ontology annotation, cellular component: plasma membrane. Gene Ontology annotation, molecular function: chloride channel activity; protein dimerization activity. Lineage: Eukaryota; Metazoa; Arthropoda; Insecta; Hymenoptera; Encyrtidae. Gene Ontology annotation, biological process: chloride transmembrane transport. The record is from RefSeq and is a predicted model, not a curated record.